Melanotaenia boesemani (Boeseman's rainbowfish) is the source of this 2331-nucleotide messenger RNA. RefSeq names its product solute carrier family 22 member 5 (gene slc22a5). NCBI's taxonomy places the organism in Eukaryota, Metazoa, Chordata, Actinopteri, Atheriniformes, Melanotaeniidae. Gene Ontology annotation, cellular component: membrane. The transcript is spliced from 10 exons. The record is from RefSeq and is a predicted model, not a curated record. Gene Ontology annotation, biological process: transmembrane transport. Gene Ontology annotation, molecular function: transmembrane transporter activity. Bases 341 to 2020 code for a protein of 559 amino acids.
CAAUCAAAUCACUGAUUGUGGGCUUUUUCCUUCUUUAAUCUCAGAUAAAUUUACUCCCUCGUCUGCUUUGAAAAGGGGGUCCAUCGACCAGCUUUUUAAAAGCUGUUGUUUUUGUUUGUUUUUUUUUGCUUUGAGGUGCAGAGUUGUUCUCUUAAGAAGGCUUUAAUACUCUCUCUGGACUGGAAAUGGAAAUUUUUCAAUUGUGACUCCGUCCCACCGAGGGACUAGUUCUUUCUAUCCCACAGAGAGCUCCAGCCUUCACCUCUGGUACAAAGCUGAAGACUUUUAGAGGAGCUCCACAUAUUCUGCACAUCAGGGAAGUUUUUUUUUUAUAUAUAAAAUGGGAGACUAUGAUGAAGACACUGCAUUUCUUGGACAAACUGGUCCAUAUUUCUGGACCACAUUCUUUCUCCUAAACACAGUUUUUGUGUCAACUGGAUUCAAUGGACUUUACAUUAUUUUUGCUGGAGCAGCUCCGAAGCACCACUGUUUCAUUCCAGAUGUCAACCUGACUGAGGAGUGGAGAAAUGCCAUCAUCCCUGUUACCAUGGUAGAUGGGGAAAAAGUUCAGAGUCAGUGCAGUAGAUAUAAGCUAGAUGUGGUUAGAAAUUUUUCUGCUGAGGGAAAUGUUCCUGGAAGAGAUGUUAAUGUCACCAACCUGCAGCAAGAGAGAUGUUUAGAUGGAUGGAACUACAGCAAAGAUAUUUACCAAUCCACCAUUGUCACUGAGUGGGACCUUGUAUGUGACAACCAGUGGAAAGUUCCUUUUGCAUCCUCAACUCUUUUUGUGGGAUACCUUUUUGGGUCCCUAAUCUCAGGGCAACUUUCUGACAGAUUUGGGAGGAAGAAAGUUGUUUUCAUGUCUCUUGGGACUCAGUGUUUCUCAGUCCUGCUUCAGUCAUUCUCUCAUUCAUGGAGAAUGUUCUGCAUCAUGUUCCUUUUCAUUGGAGCUUCUCAGAUAUCCAUCUACAUCUCAGCGUUUGUUCUAGGUACAGAGGUAUUGAGUAAAACCAUGCGAGUUCUCUUCACAACUCUGGGUGCCUUCCUGUUUUACUGCAUUGGUUAUAUGACACUUCCAUGGAUUGCAUAUGGCAUCAGAGAAUGGAGGACUCUGCUUGCUGUUCUAUCAGCAACUUCUGUGGUGUACAUCCCACUGUGGUGGUUCAUCUCAGAGUCGCCUCGGUGGCUGCUUACUCAGGGCCGAGUGAAAGAGGCAGAAAUCAUUGUGAGGGACGCUGCAAGGAAAAAUAAAGUGGAGGCACCACCUGUCAUCUUUAAAGAAUCUGAGAUACAAGAAAUGUCACCUGGCAGAAAGUACACCAUGCUUGAUGUUUUGAAGUCCAAGAACAUUAGAUGCAUCACACUCAUGUGUCUCAUUUUGUGGAUGGCAAUAAACAUUGGGUAUUUUGGUUUAUCUCUGAAUACAUCCAACCUGAGUGGCGACCCCUUCAUGAACUGUUUUCUAUCAGCUGUCAGUGAAGUUCCUGCCUACAUUGUUUCUACUUGGCUUCUAAAGAAAUGUCCAAGAAGAGCACUUCUGUCAACAUUCCUCAUCAUCGGAGGAGGAGUUCUCCUGCUCAUCCAGUUCAUCCCUGACACACUCUAUAAUGUUGCUCUGGCACUGGAAAUGACUGGGAAGUUUGGCUUCACCAUGGCCUUCAGCAUCGUGUACAUCUACACCGCUGAGAUCUACCCCACUGUUCUCAGGAAUGUUGGCAUGGGAAUGUGCUCCUCAGCUGCUCGUAUUGGCAGUAUCACAGCUCCUUAUGUCAUUUAUUUAGGUACAUAUAAUAAGGUUCUACCUUAUAUAUUAAUGGGAAGUUUGACUAUUGCCUCCUCUGUCGUUAACUUUUUCCUUCCGGAGACCCUUCAUAAAGAUCUUCCAGAAACACUGGAGCAAAUGCAAGAAUGUGGAGGGUUAUGUUUUGGGUCCAAAAAGAAAAUACACUCGCAAAAUGGAGCAACACGCAGCAUACCCAUUCUACAAGAGUCCAAACCUGAUGUGCAAACUCUCACUUAGCUUUAUUUAAUCAUCGUCUUUAGCAAGACAGAAAGUUUCUCUUGCUUGAAAGGGAUCGACUGAUGUGUGAAAGUGAUCCUAAAAGAAAAUAUUACUGGGAAUCCAGAAUAUUGUUGCAUUUUUUUGUUGUUGUUUUUACUUAAUUAAUGUUUGUUAAUUCAAUACAUUUUCCAAACUGUUGCAAAAAGAAAAUCAAAUAAAAAUUUUGUAUAAAAUUAUAAAAUAUGUAUCUGAUUGAUCGCUAACUUUUGUCUAAUAAUACUUUUCAUUAAAACAACAUUAACACAUAAACUGUCAUGAUACAGAACCAA